GAUCAACCUCCUAAAGAACCUUCACCUAAGGAGGAUCCUAAAGAACCUCCACCUAAAGAGGAUCAACCUCCUAAAGAACCUUCACCUAAGGAGGAUCCUAAAGAACCCCCACCUAAAGAGGAUAAACCUCCUAAAGAACCUUCACCUAAAGAGGAUCCAAAAGAACCUCCACCUAAAGAGGAUAAGCCUCCUAAAGAACCUUCACCUAAAGAGGAUCAACCUCCUAAAGAACCUCCAGCUAAAGAAGUUAAUCCUCCUAUAGAACCUCCAGCUAAAGAAAAUAAUCCUCCUAAAGAAAAGGAUCCGGAAUCAAAUCCUCCCACUAAAACACCAAAGGAAAAUAAUCCUAAGGAAAUUCCUGGUAAAAACGGAAAAGAACCUUCCCCAAAUGAUGAUAAGGCGAAUCCACAAAAAAACGAAUCAAAAGUUCUAAAUAUAAACAUUCCCGAUAACCCACCAUCCGAUAAUGCACCAAAAAAUCCAAAAGAACCCUCUUUAACACCAACAUUUAACUCUCCUCCAGAUGAGAUUUCAUCUCAAAGUGAACAAAAAGCAAAUACAAUCAAUAAAAAUGACAAUCCAAAUAUAGAUAAUAGUGUAUCAGAUGUAGAACAAAAUGCUUCAACCGCUUUUGAUCCAACAAAAGUAAAUGAUCCGUUAUCAAAUCCAAGUUCGACUACCCAACCGAUAUCACCGACAACGGAUAUAGCAGCUCCAAUAAGUCCAUUUGACCCGCGAUCACCUUAUCGUAUACCCGCUAUAAUCGGACUGGUAAUAGCUAUUCUAUUGGCAUUAUUUGCUUUAGCAUUUUUAUUGAGAAAAACAGUGUUUUCAAAAAAAUAUAGUGAACCUCCUUAUCAAAGAACUUAUUCGGUAGAUGGAAGUAUUCAUAAUAAAUUAAUUCAGCGACAAUAUUCCAUGACAGAUCAUAGUUUACCACCAUGGUCUCCAACAUCUUUUGAUAAUGAUGCUGAAGAAAUAAAACUUCCCUCUCCAACCGUCAUACGAAAAUCUUUCUCCCCUCCAGAUUCUCAUUUAGUUGAAAUUAAUUUAAAUGAAAAUAUGUCUUCUACAGCUUACAACAAUAUUUCUUCAACGAAUGCAAAGCGGUCCACACAUUAUAAAGACUUGGCAAGAAAAUCAAGUUUAUUAAGAUAUGUUAAAGAUUUUGAAACAUUCGAUGAUGAGAUAACUGAGGAAGAAUCAAAUGUGAGUAGUAAUUAUGAAUUUCCAAAUCUGCCUGAUCAAACUGUUACUUGGGAAGAAUGUAUGAAAUAA
Funneliformis mosseae is the source of this 1278-nucleotide messenger RNA. The record is from the annotation of a GenBank genome assembly. NCBI's taxonomy places the organism in Eukaryota, Fungi, Glomeromycota, Glomeromycetes, Glomerales, Glomeraceae.